Tripterygium wilfordii is the source of this 865-nucleotide messenger RNA. RefSeq names its product guanine nucleotide-binding protein subunit gamma 3-like. NCBI's taxonomy places the organism in Eukaryota, Viridiplantae, Streptophyta, Magnoliopsida, Celastrales, Celastraceae. The record is from RefSeq and is a predicted model, not a curated record. Bases 121 to 768 code for a protein of 215 amino acids. The transcript has 6 exons.
AGGAAGUGUAAUUACUGCCUCUGCCGCACACCCUUUAUACGUAGCUAUUGUGGCCUGGGUGCCAGUACUGAGAGUCUGAACCAGUGUAUCUACAGCUGGUGAGCGAGCAGACAACCACUGAUGGCUGCUCCACCUGGCUCUUCUUCUUCGGUGCCGUCACUGCCGCCGCCUCGUCCGAAGUCUCCUCCCAAAUAUCCGGAUUUGUAUGGGAAACUCAGGGAAACGGCCAAGGUUCAAAUGCUUGAGAGAGAGAUUGGUUUCUUUGAGGAGGAGUUAAAAGCCAUUGAAGGCCUUCAACCUGCUUCUAAAUGCUGCAAAGAUGUUGCUGAUUUCGUGGUGGCAAACUCAGAUCCUUUGAUACCUGUAAGUCGGAAGAAUCGAAAGUCCUGCCGUUUCUGGAAGUGGCUUUGUGGGCUGCCCUGUUUCAACUUAUCAUGGAUUUGUUGUUGCUGCUGCAAUUCUGGCUUCUCUCUCCGUCUAAAAAUGCCUCGUUGCCGCUGUUGCUGCUGCUGCGACUGUAAUCCUUGUAAAUGCCGUUCUUGCAACACCUCCUGCUCGCUACCAAAGUUGCGGUGGUGUUGUGCUUGUCCUAGAUUUAAUUGUUGUAGACAAUGUAGAGAGAUCUCAUGCUGCUGCAGUUUAGAAUGCUGUUCGCUCCCAGAUUGCGUUUCUUGCUGCAGAUGGGUAUCCUGUCGCCCUAAAUGCCCCAUGGUAUGCUGCUCCAAUUGUACAAAAAACUGUUGUAACCCAUGUUGUUUAUUCCUGUAACAUCUUAAUGCAAUAUCAUAGGGAAGAAUUAUCCUCCAUAUUCAUUUCAUUUCAAUUGUAGUAUAUUUUUAUGAUUUUUCGCAGUUGAAUUAUUCCU